AUGCUUUUUUCAUCAUUUAUUCCAAAAUGUUUUGGCCGAAUUGAAGCAACGUAUUUUUAUUCUAAAAAGGUUCAUCUUUAUUAUGCGAAUCCUAAAAAUGUUGGUUCUCUGGAUAAAAAUAGUUUGGACACUGGCACCGGGAUUGUUGGGGCACCUGCUUGCGGCGAUGUAAUGAAAUUGCAGAUAAAGGUGUUAUCUAAUAUUUUAAAUGUUUUGUUGUUUUUGGGGUUUCUCUUUGAUUUGUGGUGGUUUCCCCCGAGACCUUGA
Molecule: messenger RNA, 267 nt
Organism: Meloidogyne enterolobii
Lineage: Eukaryota; Metazoa; Nematoda; Chromadorea; Rhabditida; Meloidogynidae
Source: the annotation of a GenBank genome assembly